UUAUAACGGAUAUAUAAUUUGUGACAUGAUUAAAAAGUAGUAAAAUCGUUUCAAAUUAGUGAAAUUAUUGGUAGUUAAACAAAUAACAAUGAAUAAAUUUAGUGAUUAAUUAGUUAAAAAAAAAUAUCUUGCUGAUCUUUUGUCAAGUGACGAGGAAAAAUAUUAUCAGAGCAGUCCAGAUAUGUUCGAUAGCUUUAGUACCUGUGACGAAGUUCUGAGUCGUCAUAAAUCUGGAUUGAGUUUAGAAGAAUUUAGUGAAAAAAUUGAUAAUGCCAGUGCAUCUACUUCUACUCAAAAAAUUUCAUCCUGGUCUCAGUACUCGAAUAGUGGAAUAAAUCUCAUUAUCCCAGAAACCGAUGAUGAUGAUGAUAAUAAUAAUGACGAUAAGAAUAAGAAUCAGGAAGAUGCUUCACCACUCGCACCUGUUCACACCACUCACACGAAUUCUUCUGAACGAUUUGACGUUGGUUCUCACAAUACUGGUCAUUCAUCUGCUGAUAAAAAUCAGAUUGAAAUUGAUGACAGUACUACAGCUGCUUCUAAAGAAUCUGACGUCAAUUCUCAACAUGAUGAUUUUUCGUCUGCUGAUGAUGAGAUUGAAAUUGAUGACAGUACUACAGUUGCUUCUGAAGAAUCUGACGUCAAUUCUCAACAUGAUGAUUUUUCGUCUGCUGAUGAUGAGAUUGAAAUUGAUGACAGUACUACAGUUGCUUCUGAAGAAUCUGACGUCAAUUCUCAACAAAACCAUGUUUCGUCUGUUGACGAAGAUGAGAAUAUUGGAGUUGAAAAACGGACUCGUCGAAAGAGGCCCAAGCCUCAUGAGUGAGUGAGGAGUAAGCGUAAAGCUAACCGUAAUCUUGGACUGGAAUAUACUACAGCAAAGGGAAAAUUACAACCGGCUAAGAAAAUGCGUUCCUCAUGUCAGUGCAAAAUGAAUUAAGAGUUUAGUAUGAGUGAAGAUCAGCGAAAAAUAAUUUUCGACGAAUUUUGGAAGCUAGGUGACGUUAAUCAGCAACGUGAGUUAAUUGGAAAAUUACUCAUCGUAGAAACUAAUGCAGUCACCAGCUCAAGACGCAAGUAUGUAAAUUAAAAUUUUUUAAUUAUUCUUGUUCGGUAGAUUUCACGAAAAUCAUUCUAUCUAUAAUUUGACCGAUAAAACAUUUAUGGAAAGAUUUUUAGUAAUUUUAUUAAAAAUUAAUUGUAAUUGUUACUUUUUUCACGAAAGACUUAAGAUUUUAUUGUUUGAUACAAUGUUUUUAACAAUUAAUAAGAUUUAAAUCUACCUUCCAUCUUAGGUGAGGCCAAGUGAGGCUUUUCUUGUCUAUGUAUAGAUUGUUCAUUUAAUUUUAUAUUGUUAUUUGCAGGAAUAAAAUAACUUAUAGGUUCAAGGUCAAUGACGCCUACAUAGUAGUAUGUAAAAGUUUUUUUUUUUUUGAAAACCUUGGACAUUUCCGAAAAAAAAAUUCGUGUUAUAAUAUCUAAAGAAAAACGUAGUACCAGUGGAUCUUUAUCACCAGACCAUCGUGGAGAAAAUCGACUAACGAAUAAGUUGUCAGAUGAUGAUAUUCAAAUUAUCCGUCACCAUCUAUCUUUGUAGCCGAAGGUACCGGCACACUGGUGUCGAAGAGAUAGCAUAAAAACAUAUCUUGAAGGUUUUUCUUCAAAAAGAUCAGUGUACGACCUAUACAUUUCUUAUGCUAUUGAAAAUGGAUAUCGCCAGGUAUCUGAUGCAAGUUAUUAUAAACAACUGGAAAAGAUGAAUAUCGGUUUUCAUCAACCGCGUAAAGACCAGUGUUGGUGUGCUCGUUUUUGUAAUUUAACAGACGAAGAAAAAGCGGAACAACAAGAUAAAUAUGAUCUACAUAUUCAGAGGAAGGAUGCAGCUCGUGAUCAUAAAAAAAUCGAUACAGAGACAGCCAAACAGUCAACUACUGUUAUUACAGCUGUUUUUGACUUGGAGGCUACUUUGUAUGCUCCGUUUUUUAAAACCAAGGAUCUCUUCUAUCACCGAAAAUUAGCUAUCCAUAAUUUUACGAUUUUUGACGUCGGUAAAAAUGAGGGUAAGUUGAUAAACAAAAAAUUUUUCUUGAACCAACAAAAUUUUUUUCUUACUCCAAAACGACUUAGGUUUUUUGACAGAUUUUUGUGGCUCAAGCGAAUCCAUUUAGUAGAUUUCAUGGAAAUUUAACUAUUGUAUUUGUUCUCAUGCCGCAACUUCUAAAUAUUUAGUCAUAAUCGGACUGAGCUUGACAAGAUUUCCAUUCAUGUAUUAAUGUGAAUAUACAAAUUUUAUUUAAGGAUAUUGCUACAUUUGGUCGGACUACGAUGGAAGAAAAGGCUCGCAAGAAAUCUCCACAUGCUUAUCCAAAUUAAUCAACGAUGAAGUUCCUGCUGGAAUGGCAACAUUAAACUUGUAUGCUGAUAACUGUGCUGGGCAAAAUAAAAAUUCUAUUGUUGUCGCUAUGUUAGGUGUGACGAUUCAUGAACAUCCGAUUCUUCAAGAAAUUAAUUUGAAGUUUUUGGAAGCUGGACACACCUACAUGGAGUGCGAUACAAUGCACUCAGUCAUUGAACGCGCGUCUCGUGGUACUUCUAUAUAUGCGCCUACCGAUUGGGUGAAAAUAAUUCGACAAGCCAAAACAACUGGCAAACAGUACCAUGUUUAUGAAAUGUCACAUGAUAAAUUUAUUAAUUAUAAAGAAUUGAAAAACUCGGUAAGAAUACAAUCAAUCCUGUGCUAUUUCUGACUUUUUUAGUCGUUGCUGAUAAUUGUUCAUGAUAUCAUAGUUAUUACAUGCAAAAAAAAACUCAGAUAGUGAAAAAAGGAUUUAAUAUGUAAAAAGAGGACUAAGCAUCUAUCUUUUACUGUCUUUUACUUUUUUUUGCUUUGAAAUAAUUUUUUUACAGUUCUCUGCACCCAAUAUACGUUACAGUGACAACUCCAAAAUCGGUUGGAAAUCUGGAAAAUGGUUCCAGACAACACGUAAAAAUACUCGGUACCGCUUAUACUUUUAAUUAACUUGGUUUGAAAAAUACAUGACUUAUAGUAAAAUACUUCAGAAAGCAUUUAACUCAGGCACUUCGAAUUUCCAAACUGUUUCAUUCUUAUAAAUUUUUUUAUUUCAUUACAGAUCUGUAUUGAUUAAAAAAGAAUAUUGGAAAUCUUUCAAAACUGUGAUUUUGAGAAGAUCAUUCAAAAGACCUAUCGAUCUCGAACAUCUAUAUGAUGAAAAAUUAACAAUAUCAACAGCAAAGUAUAAUGAUUUGCAAUACUUUUGUUCAUCAGGAACCAUUUCGAGGAAAUAUCACCAUUUCUACCAAAACUUAGUUCAUGGUAUCAAACUCUAUGCACAGUUUGUCUAUUGCUUUUUACAAGAAGAGAUUCAAAAAGAUUCAUUCCAUAAAAAUUUUACAUAUAUGUUGUGUGAAUUUGAAUUUUUUUUUUUCUGAUAUUAUUUUAUAAGCUAUUUUUGUGUUUCAGUAAACGAUGUAGAAGAUAUGGAGCAAGAGGGUAUGGGAACUGUACCAAAAUGGGCCCGAUGUUUUUUUUAAUUAAACAUUAUAAUUUUCUGAUAAUUAUUCAUGUUUUCAAAUUUUAUAAUAAUUAUUUCUUAAAAUAAAAAGCGAGUGUUUAUUUAAACUACGAAUUUAUUUAACUACGAGUUUAUUUAAACUAGGAAUAUGUUCUUUUGUGAGCUGGCCAAAAAAAAAAUGAUACACCUUUUCACCUUUAGAUCACCAAAAUUUCGAAUUCUUAAAAGUAAAAGGGCGCAUAAUUAAAGACAUAUGCCCUUUUACCUUUCAAUUUUUUUUUUUUUCAAUUUUAAGCGUAGAAUGUGUCUACUACUCGAUUGGCAAUAAAAAAAAAAUAUGCGCCCUUUUACCUUUGCAAAGGUAAAAGGGCACAUAAAUUGUUAUAAGCCCUUUUACCUUUAAGCACGCGAAUGAAUAUACACCCACAGUUGAUGAGCCAGAGCUUCCUAAUGAUGUGUGUACUACUGAUGAAAAAAGUUUAAGUAAUGAAUACAAAUUAUGAGCUGUUGAAUAUUGGCGGAGUGGAAAGAAGAAAAAUUUGAGUGUCAACUCAGUCCAACAAAAGUUUAGAAAAGUUUAAUCAGUACGACAGUUGAGGCGGUGGGCACAUGAGAUAAAUCAAGGUGGAACAUAUAGGAAAAAAAGUAGCUAAAAUUUGUGCUUUCACAUUAGAAAAUUUUAAAGCUGCUGUAGACGCAGGCAUGAUAGUUUUUGAUACUGAUUUACAAAAAUGGGCUUUACAAGCUAAAAAGGCAAUCGGGUUUGAAAAUGUUAGUUUUACAGCGUCUAAAAAGUGGUUAACAUCAUUUAAAAGAGCUCAUCGUAUAGUAUCGAGAAAAAUUAAGAAAUUUAUAACAUCAAAAACUAUUGAAGAUAAAAGAACAUUACCAGAAAAAUCGGGAGAAUUUGUUGAUGGUGUGAGAAAAGAAAUUGAAUCUUAUGGUUUAUCAAAUACGUUCAAUUCCGACCAAAUUGGAUUUCAGUUAGAGAUGCAUUGAGGAAGAACUUUAGCAGUAGAAGGUGAAAGACAGGUUGAAUGUCUGGUACAAUCCAUUUCAUCUACAACACACAGUUAUACUAUACAAUCAACAAUAUCUGCAGACGGAAAUCUUCUUUCUCCAGUUUUCAUGGUUUUAAAAGAGCCAAGUGGCAAAUUUGGUCCAAUAGUUGAAUCAAAGCUUUUUAGGGCAGACAACGUAUAUGUAGUUGCAUCAAAAUCUGGAAAACUUACUUCAGGUACAUUAAGUAUAAUGUUAUUCUAUAAAUAUAAUAUUUUUGAAUUUUGCGUUGAAUAAUAUCUAUAUUUCUUUUAUUCAGAUCACUUUAAAACUUGGCUAAGGCAUGUAUUUUUUCCGAACGUUGGUCCUAAAAGUUUACUAUUAGUCGAUUCAUGGACUGGACACUGUCCAGCCACUGUAAGUGCUGUCAAACCAUCUGACAAGGAUGUAAAAGUAAAAGUUAUACCUAAAAAAACGACUGGAAAUAUUCGACCGCGAUGUUUUCGAAUUUGGAAUGUGGAAAAAUUUUGUAAAACACUUUUCUGACAAUGUUACUUUGAUGGGUGAUAAUUUGAAUUUACACUUGAAAAAUAACAUCAUCAAAUUACAGUCACUUACUCAUA
Microplitis demolitor is the source of this 5155-nucleotide messenger RNA. RefSeq lists its product as uncharacterized. NCBI's taxonomy places the organism in Eukaryota, Metazoa, Arthropoda, Insecta, Hymenoptera, Braconidae. The coding region runs from base 182 to 826 and encodes 214 amino acids. The record is from RefSeq and is a predicted model, not a curated record. The transcript is spliced from 2 exons.